Anguilla rostrata (American eel) is the source of this 2318-nucleotide messenger RNA. RefSeq lists its product as uncharacterized. The coding region runs from base 599 to 1579 and encodes 326 amino acids. The transcript is spliced from 5 exons. Lineage: Eukaryota; Metazoa; Chordata; Actinopteri; Anguilliformes; Anguillidae. The record is from RefSeq and is a predicted model, not a curated record.
UCUUGUGUCGUUGGAAAAGAUACCGUUUCUUUUUUUCAUUCUAGUGUACUCUGAGUGUACUACGAGGCGGCUGGGUUUCAAAGAGGAAGGGGAACGCCCCCCACCGAACUGUACACAAUAGCUUACUGAAGAACAGACCUUUCGUGAUGUGUGCAGUUCAUGUCUGAAAGCAGACGUUUCACUCCUGUCUAAUUAGCAUUCUGUUCUCGUCCAUUCAUCGUACUGCCCAUUAUUCCAAAGUCUUCAGCCAAAGCAUGGACAUACGCUUUAAACGUGCGAGCUUGGUAUAUUUCAAGACAUUCUGCCGCAAGGAAAACAGUGUAGCCUACUAGUACUGCAGCUGCAAAACAGUGCACCACUCUACACUCUUAGCUACAUAGCUAAUCAAAUUUAGGGUGGUUAUUAGUUUAUUUUUUUUAACUAAUAGGAAAGGGAGACAGAUUCACAUUCAGGAGGAGUGGGAAGAAAAUCAUUGAAUAAUCAGUUCUCAGUGUUUUGAAACCGUUUGAACUUUUUCGAACCAAUUUUGCCUCGACUCGCUUUUGCAUUCCCCCACGGAGAGCGGUUGCCACGGGAUACACGUGAAGUUUCCCCUGUCAUGGAGAGAGGAGUUUGUAUUAUCCCUGUGGUCGUUCUCAUUUUCCAGGAGGCGGUGGGGUUUAGCAUCAGGAAUGAGCAGCUGGGGAGGUGUAUGCAGGCCCUGGGGGGUCGGCUGGUAUUGGAGGAAUGCAGGCCGGACUCGGGGCCCCAGCAGUGGGAAUGGCGACCCCACACCCAGGCCCUGGUCAGCGUUCAGACGGGGGAGUGCCUGAGCGCGUUGCAGCCCCAGGAGCACGAGAGCGUCCGUCUGCAACCCUGCGGGGCAGGGGGUGGGGAAGGGGGCGGGGAGGGCCAGGCCUGGGGCUGCUCUAAAAAGGGCCACCUCACCCUGUCGGGGACCAAGGGGCUGCACCUCAGCGCCCACCAGGACGGCGCCAAGGUCCUCCUCUCCCAGGAGCGCGGGCGGGGCAGCAAGUGGAGGACCCUGGGAAACCGCACCGUUUGCAACGAGCCUGGGGGACCGCACCACUGGCAUCGCCACGGCAACAAGCCGACCCCGACGCCCGCUGCUGACACCAGCUCCGCUGGCGCUAACGCCGGGCAGAAUGCUGUGGCUGCCCCAAACCCAACUGAAAGUGACCCAGAGAAGAAGCUCCCCUCUCUGCCUUACUCCACCAGAGACCCAGGCCCAGACCCACGCCCGUCCACCACACCUUUUUUCAGCCAGGAGUACGGGCUGGGCUGGGAGGUGGCUAUGCUAGUUCUUACCUCCUUGGCUCUUGUGAUUGGACUGCUCGUCCUCGUCCUCAGCAUUUACUACAACAGGAAGAAGAAGGUGAUGUGCGUGGUGAAGUCGUACACCCCGACCGGGGAAGCCAGCCUGCAAGGGUCCCCGGUGCCCAAUGAGAGGGCACCCCUUACCCGUCACCCCAUGAAGCCCCCCCGGUCCCCCUCACUGCAGAGAGGAGAGAUCCUCAUCGAAUGGAAGGACGGCACCGUCACCCCCCUCUUCGACACCCACACCUAUUUAGCAGACUGAGUAGCACGCACACUAUAUGUAGAAAUACAGAUUAAUAGUGUUACAUACCUGCCUGAGUCUUAGUUUAUGAUAUGCAUUUCAUCAGUGCUGACUAGUAGGCUUAAAUACCAUGUUUAAUUUGCUUUCUUCCAGUUUAUUAACAUUCACAUUUGGGCUUGUGUCUAGACAACAUUCCCAAUGUUCUCAAAAAAAAAAAAGGGACUAGGGCAGUUUGCGCAAUCAAAAUACAGAAUUUUUAAAAAAAAUAAGGAAACCUGUCUCCAUUGAAUUGUGAAACGCCUCAACAUGAAUGUAACAUGAUGCAUGUCCUAGUCUGCCGCCAUUUUAUUUGUAACGUGAAAUGAAAUGAGUUUUUCACUGUCCUUGUGGGACUGUUCGUGUGGAUCCUCCAAGGUCCUGAGACUACUCCAGUAGUGUUGUAUUUUUACUGUUGCCAUUGGUUGGCAUGUGGAAGCUUCAGCAGUAUUAACUUUUUAACAAACUGACUGGUAGCAUGUAAAGUAAAGGCUAUAAUAACAAAAACUUUGCUUUAACAUUGCUGAACAGAAGUUAUUUAAUACUUGUCUCUCCUGCCUACAGUAUUUGAGUUAAGAUGCAGAGAAACUGUUCAGAAUAAAACUGGAAAUGCUCUAACCGAGAAUGUAUUUAUAUGUGGUGGAAAAAUGACUCCAAAUAUACCACAUAUGUACAUUUCUAAUCGUUAAGUAAUAAUCAAUAGUAAUAUUAAAUCAGAAUAUUU